CGACGUCUCGGUGCGUCAGAAUCAGUGACUCCUGUCUCGCCCGGGAGAGAGAAACACGGCUGUCGAGAGACAGAAAAGUAGCCUCGCUCGAGACACAUCGAGCAAUAAAAAAGCAAACGUACGAAAGAUCAAAGAGAAAAAUAAUAAAAAUAAAAACUAUACCAAGAACGUAGACCGACUGGAUUGUCCAAGGGUUGCGGACGUGCAAAUUCGUAUCGUCGUUGUCACGAUAAACAUUCUCAAGAAUUUUUGCAUUCGUCUGUUUUUUUUCUUCGAUUUAUAACUCCGAUACGUUCAACCUGAAGAUUUUAUGUACGUUAAAUAAAUAAAAUAAUAAAUUUGGUGAAAUAACAUUGUAUUUAAAAUACAAAAAAAAAACAUUUUUCUUCGUUUCUUAUACGUAUGUUUUUUGUAAUUGUAUCAAUACACACAGUAGCUGUGUGAUCGCGUAAACUCGUGAAAGCUACGUGCGAGGGCGGUUUCGCGCGUACCGAUAACAUUUUUCCCGUCUUUAUGUUAAAUGAGAGAAAAGUUUUGGAAAUUAGCGAGUUUCAUAUCAGUGGGUCAAGAGGGAAGUGCGUCUGUUUCAGCGGAAUUUACGUUAAUGCACACGGAUGAAAAAGUGAGGUGAGAAAGCGUGGAAAAGCAGUAUAAGGGCGAGAAGAAAAACUGCGGAGCAAGAAGAUUGAAAUACAAUUGCGGGGAUUGUGAGAGUGAGGAAAGCAGGAGAAACGCGCUGUCCGGGGGUGGGUUAUGGGGCCGAGGGAUCCGUGUCGGCUGCUUCGAGCCUUCUCACCUUUCGUUAUUGUCGUAUUAUUCGGCGUUCUCGGAACGCGUCACGCUACCGAUGGAUUUGCCGUUGACGCUCAAAGCGCCUGUCCAUUGCGCCAAUUUUCAUGCGAUAAUGGAAAAUGCAAGCCGAUGCCUUGGGUGUGCGACGGAAGUGACGACUGCGGCGACAACUCGGACGAAAGUCCGUCGAUCUGCAAGAGCGAGGAGUGCAAGGACUCGGAAUUCAAGUGCAGCAACGGCAAGUGCAUACCCGGAAAUUGGCACUGUGACAACGAGCGGGACUGCGCCGAUGGCUCCGACGAGGAUCCGGCUGUUUGCAAAAAGAAGCACUGCACGCCAGAUCAGUUCACGUGCCGAUCCGGAAACGGGGAAUGCGUCUCAUUGACAUGGAUGUGCGACGGCAGUCGCGACUGCAAUGACGGCUCCGACGAAGCUGAGUGCAACGAAACCUGCCGCUCGGAUCAGUUCACUUGCGCGAAUAAAAACUGCAUCCAAGACAGUUGGAGAUGCGAUUUGGACGACGAUUGCGGGGAUGGGAGCGACGAGAAAGAUUGCUCGCCGACGACCUGUCGACCCGGAAUCGAUUUCACUUGCUCACCGGGCUACUGCAUAACCAUGCGGUGGAGAUGCGACGGCGACAACGACUGUCCGAACAACGCGGACGAAAAGGACUGCCCGAACAAUCCGUCACACGGAGUGAAAAGCCACUGCGCCGAACGGGAAUUCGACUGCGGUGAUCACAUCACUUGCAUACACCAGAGCUGGGUCUGCGACAAAUCCAAAGAUUGCCCCAAUGGCUCUGACGAGGACCUGCAGAGGUGCCAGAACGUCACGUGUCGGGCUGACCAAUUUCAGUGCGACGAUCACACCUGCAUCUCAGGACACUUGUACUGUAAUGGAAAAGAGGAAUGUGCGGACAAGAGCGACGAGAAAAACUGCACUACGAAACCAGCUGCGUGCGAUCCUCAGACACAGUUCGAGUGCAGUCAGGGCUCGUGCAUACCUCUCGACCAUGUUUGUAAUGGAAAGCCGGAUUGCCUUGGCUGGGAAGACGAGAGCCUCAAGCGCUGUGGAAUCAACGAGUGUUUGCAAAACAACGGUGGAUGCAGCCAAAACUGUAUUGACAUGCCCAUUGGGUACAGAUGCACCUGUAACGAGGGUUACAGACUUAUCGACAAUCACACUUGUGACGACAUCGACGAGUGUCUGGAGCCUGGCAAAUGCUCGCAAUUCUGUCUCAACGAGAAGGGAAGUUUCAAGUGCAGUUGCGCGAACGGUUAUUUGCGAGAUCCGAAGAACGUGACGCGCUGUAAAGCUACCGAAGGGCACGCCAGUCUGCUCUUCACGAGGCGCCAUGACAUCAGGAAAGUCGCCCUUGACCGCCAAGAAAUGACGGCCAUCGUUAACAACACCAAAUCAGCGACUGCCCUCGAUUUCGUAUUUCGAACUGGAAUGAUCUUUUGGAGCGACGUUUCGGACAAAAAAAUUUACAAGGCCCCGAUCGACGAAGGCAACGAGCGAACUGUCGUUAUCGACAAGGAUUUGACGACUACCGAUGGAUUGGCUGUCGAUUGGAUCUACAAUCAUAUUUACUGGACCGAUGCUGAGAAAAAUACCAUCGAACUCGCCAACUUUGAAGGCAAUAUGCGCAAAACUCUUAUCAGAGACAAAAUUCAGGAGCCAAGAGCCAUUGCUCUUAAUCCACUUGAGGGAUGGAUGUUUUGGACCGAUUGGGGCGACGAGGCACGGAUCGAGAGAGCCGGCAUGGAUGGAUCCCACAGAUCGAUUAUCGUCGGCUCCGAAGUAAUCUGGCCGAAUGGUUUGACGCUGGACUUGAUCGGACAACGAGUUUACUGGGUCGAUGCGAAACUCCACAUAAUCGCGUCCUCGAAUUACGAUGGUUCGAGUCGACGAACAGUUUUGUUCUCCCUCGACACUCUGAGACAUCCUUUCAGCAUAACAACCUUCGAGGACUACGUUUAUUGGACCGAUUGGGACAAACAGACGAUUUUCAAAGCGAACAAAUUUACGGGAAAAGAAGUGCGACCGUCGACCUCGUUGAGAUCUCUACAAAAUCCUAUGGUCGUUCACGUCUAUCAUCCUUACAGACAGCCGGAUGGAACGAAUCAGUGCCAAGCCGUUAAUGGUCAUUGCAGCCAUCUUUGCUUGCCCGCACCAAAGAUCAAUUCAAGAUCGCCGCUUCUCAGUUGCGCUUGUCCCGACGGCCUCAGGCUCAGACCCGACGGUCAAAUGUGCGUCGAGAACGUAACGACAACAGUAGCUCCUACGACGGAACAGUCUACGAGACUAUUUAAGAAGCUUGAAACUCCGGUUACCACCAGCGUUAAUCCCACCGACGCUACCGAUCGAAACAGGGGCAUCAAUGUGGGAAACGAUCCGACCGACCCAGGCUUGGUCGCUGGUAUUGUAAUUGGCGGUGUGACCCUUGGCCUUUUGGUUCUCGCUCUCGUUGCGGUACUCUGCUACAGGCAUUAUCUUCAUCGUAACGUCACAAGUAUGAACUUCGAUAAUCCAGUGUACAGAAAAACUACCGAGGAUCAAUUCAGCCUUGAAAAAAAUCGUUUUCCUCUCCCCGCUGCUACGGUCGGAGAAGAGGCACAGGAACCACUGACUUCUCCGGGCACCAAUGACUACGUGUAAGGCUCCAAUCGGUCUAUUAGAGAAGGGCUCAGCAGGCAGAAGAACAGAGAUGAUGAAGUGAAAAGUUAGUGUCGCGAGCGAAUAAUCGAGGAAAAAGGGGAAGAAAAAUGAAAUGCGGUGACGUAACGCGACAAAGGCCUGACCGGAUGCCCGCCUGCUGCCUGCCAAUUCAGCUGUGAUUAUGUUUAUUUUUUGUACCGUGUCUAUUACUUUUAAAGUUUUCGCGUCUCAUCGUUCGACCGUUAUACAUAUACGAUAGUUAUAUAAAUUUUUGCGUGAAUUUAAUUUGCUCAUAGGCAUAAAAGGAAAAUCCUCCGAGAAAUCCUAAACCGCCAAACUAGUUUUUAGUACAUAUAAACAUAUAUUUGUCAAGUCACAAGACCUUAGUUCGGGAAACUUUAGAGUCGUGAGAAUAGGUAAAUAUUUCUUCGGUUCCUACGAUAUUUCGCCGAUGAGCGCUGGUUAAUGCAUUCCCCUGAUCCUCCCGUCCUAACACGAUCAGACAUUGAGCACCAAUUCCCCUUCGGAAUAAACAAAUAAUAAAUUGAAAAGUCAAAUAAAAAAUUGUAAAAGGAAAAAUGAACAAACAUAAUACAAACACGUAACAUACGAUCUUCGAUCGAUCAUUCACCUGCACAUAAAAUGCAUGACCCGUGAAAUUUGUACAUACUUUUUCUUAGAACCGAAGCUAAUUCAUCGUUUCAUAACUAACGGAUAAGUUACGAUCUGUGUGUAUAUAAUCAUUGAAUUUAAAUUGAUACCAAGUACAUUAUUGAACCGAUUGAUUGCAAACGAUUCUCUGUUCCACGGGAUUAUUCAUUGAGCGAAAUUCCUUUACACUUGCACCGGAAAAAAUCAUUUUCGAAACUAUGAAAACGGAUAUAUAAAUAUAUAUGAAAUGGAAGAAGUAAAAAAAACACGACGAUUUUAUUGAAUCGUCAAAGUUGCAAGAAAAUUUGUGCAAUAAUUGAUUUACACGGUAACCUUUGUAAUAAAUUGAUACUCUCCUUUUAUGUUGGUCGUGGAAAUAUCUUGGGUUUAUCUCUGUCGAGUCAACGAGUUUUCUUUCGACCGAGGAGCAAUUCUUAUGAGAAGUAGCUCCGUAUCGCAGAAAUCGAUUCUAUUCAAUUAUACGUUUAUGUUACAAAAAUUAGUUGAUUAUUAAUGAAUUCAUGACUACAGCGUAAUAAUGAUAAACUAAUUAGGUGUAAUUAAGGAGCAGCUCAAUGACACUAAGAGUGACUGUGCGUCUGUUUAAAUAAAACAACUAUUUAGGUAUCUUGUCUUAUUAAAAGAAAAAUCAGUGUACAAGAAAUAUGUAUAGAAGAUAUUGUAUCAAAUUUAAGGAAAAAAAACUUGGCUUAUACUA
Molecule: messenger RNA, 4822 nt
Organism: Venturia canescens
Lineage: Eukaryota; Metazoa; Arthropoda; Insecta; Hymenoptera; Ichneumonidae
Product: very low-density lipoprotein receptor-like
Exons: 12
Coding region: 754-3453 (899 amino acids)
Cellular component (GO): plasma membrane
Molecular function (GO): calcium ion binding; protein binding
Source: RefSeq, a predicted model, not a curated record